AUGAACUACGGUACGGUAUCAGACACCAUCCGGCUGCCGUCGAGUAGCGUCGACCGGUUCCAGAUGGCGUCGUCAACCACACCGCAAAUGCCGAUACCUGAUACUCCUGGAGAUCCUGCCAUUCGUGGGCUCGAUGAAGCCGGUAUCGAGUCAAUCCUGCAGCACCCUCCUAGUCAUAUAUGGAGAGAGUUCCUGGAGGCUAGGCUGAGGAAAAAGGAUCUUCGUCAGUUCCGCCAAAGGCUGGAUCCGGACAUGACGGUGGAUCGCAUCCAUAGUCUCUUCGAACAACAUCGUCGCCCGCGGCCAGACUGUAGAUACCUGGCAGCCAUGGAGCCUAUUGUAGAGGGAUUGUUUCACCAGGCUCAAGCGGUUGCCUGUCUUUUCAAAGCGGCUCACAAGGUGCUCAGCGCUAAGAAUUACCGCAAGAUCUUGUCGCAUAUCAGCACGUUUCUCCAAGGCCUGACAAAUCUUCUGCCUCGAUUAGGAGAAGCUUGGAAAAACAUGCUGCGCGGCAUCUUCAUGCCCGGCACUGAUUAUCGAGACUUUGCCGACGCGGUUGACAAGCUGGAGAGGUAUCAAGUGACUAUUGAUCGUGAGGUGCAAUUGGCAUUGUUGCAGGAACACCGAGGCCUGAGCAGUCGGCAGAUUGAGGAUGGGCAGUAUGAGAGGGCUGACAGGGCUUGUACUGGAUAG
Trichoderma citrinoviride is the source of this 693-nucleotide messenger RNA. RefSeq lists its product as hypothetical. Bases 1 to 693 code for a protein of 230 amino acids. The record is from RefSeq and is a predicted model, not a curated record. The transcript has 4 exons. NCBI's taxonomy places the organism in Eukaryota, Fungi, Ascomycota, Sordariomycetes, Hypocreales, Hypocreaceae.